Messenger RNA from Fusarium subglutinans, 525 nucleotides. RefSeq lists its product as uncharacterized. Bases 1 to 525 code for a protein of 174 amino acids. Lineage: Eukaryota; Fungi; Ascomycota; Sordariomycetes; Hypocreales; Nectriaceae. The record is from RefSeq and is a predicted model, not a curated record. The transcript is spliced from 2 exons.
AUGGUUUUCAAGAGAGCCUCUUUCAAGAGAGCCUCUUCUAGCAUAGCACCUACCAUGAAUGCUACAUGCUUCGAGAAUACUGCCUGUACUGAAGAUUCCUUGUCAGUCAGAGACUACAGGUUCCUCUGGAUGCUCGUUGAGGACCUUUUCGAGAGAUUUAACGAGCAUCUUGUCCCUUCCAAGAUACAGAACAACAGGAAGGGCGACCUCAUCAGGCUCAGAUUGGUGAUCUAUAGCUCUCACCACCUUGCCUUUCAGUUCACCUAUGGUGGCGAGUUGUGUAUUUUUCAUGAUACUAUAAGUGAAUACGGCAACAGCGGCCGGCGACCUGCCAUCGACAAAGAUGCACUACCUCACGGCAAACUCACAAGAGACGAUAUCAACCGUAUAGAGGAAGAGCGCAAAAAGAUGAAAAACAAGAUCUACAUCGCAAACAAAGGCGAAGGCGAGCACGCACGUCGCUCACAGGCAAUACACGUUCAAGGAACAGGCCAAGCGGCUCUUGGUGGGAGGGACGAUGAAUGA